Molecule: messenger RNA, 1346 nt
Organism: Hordeum vulgare subsp. vulgare (domesticated barley)
Lineage: Eukaryota; Viridiplantae; Streptophyta; Magnoliopsida; Poales; Poaceae
Product: serine/threonine-protein kinase SAPK10-like
Exons: 7
Coding region: 93-1028 (311 amino acids)
Biological process (GO): intracellular signal transduction; protein phosphorylation
Cellular component (GO): nucleus
Molecular function (GO): ATP binding; protein serine/threonine kinase activity
Source: RefSeq, a predicted model, not a curated record
GAGAGAGAGAGAGAGAGAGAGAGAGAGAGAGACCGAGGAGGAGGAGCUUUGACACAUAGAAUCCACGCUCAGCUCAACUCAGAAACAAGUAGAUGGACAACUACACCGGCAUCCCCGGCUCCGACGUCCUGCGCAGCCUUGCCGACGGCCAGCUCGUGGCCGUCACGUACAUCCCGCGAGGGGAGCAGGUGGACGAGGCCGUGCGGCGGGAGAUCGUCAGGCACCGGUCGCUGCGCCACCCCAGCGUCGUCCGCCUCAGGGAGCUCGCCCUCACCCCGACGCACCUCGCCGUCGUCUCGGAGCACGCCCCCGACCUCUACCGGCGGGUCCGCGACGCCGGCCGGUUCGGCGAGGACGAGGCGCGUCUGCUGUUCCGGCAACUGGUGUCGGGCGUCAGCUACUGCCACUCCAUGCAAGUAUGCCAUCGUGACCUGAAGCUGGAGAAGCUCCUGCUGCUGGACGGGGGCUGCACGGGGCCUCCGCGCCUCAAGAUCUGCGGCCCUGGCGUUUCAAAGCGCAAUUCGCAGCCGGGAGCGCCGAGAGCGUCUGACCAAACAGGGGCCUACAUCCCUCCUGAGGUUUUUCAGCAAAGGGAAUAUGAUGGCAAGAUCGCCGAUGUGUGGUCAUGUGGGGUGACGCUUUACGCUAUGCUGGUAGGAUCAUACCCCUUCCAGUGUCCUGACGACGAGCCUAGGAAUUUUAGAAAGACGAUUCAGAGGAUACAGAGCGUGGAAUACUCGGUUCCAGAUGACCUGAACGUAUCUGCCGAGUGCCGUGACCUCAUUUCUAAGAUCUUUAUUGCUGACCCGGCUGCUAGAAUCACGAUCUCCGAGAUAAGGAACCAUCCGUGGUUCUUGAUGGAUCACCUGGCUGAUGAUAGCAGGAUGAGCACCAAGGGGACGGAACAGCCGAUGCAGAGCAUGGAUGAGAUCAUGCAGAUCCUAGCGCUGGCAGAGGCACCAUAUCCUGGCGAUGACAUGGAAGAAUUUGUGGAUUCGGAUCCCUAUAUUGACAUCACCACAUCCUAGUACGCCUCAUAUUCUGAAACAAAUAGAUUAUGCUACAAGGUAUGAAAUCUCAAAACAUCAUAUAGUGAAGCAGGAAAACUAUAUUGCUACAACAACUGUCGCAAGAUGGCCAGAGGCAGAAGGGAAUAAAUUUGAGUUCCGACAGUUGGGCUGCCGAUGCUUGAUAGGCCCCAAAACGUUACUGUUGUUCACGUGGUGGUUUCCAUACUUCCAAUAUUGCACGACAUUUUAGCCUUUCGGUUUAAACAAUGUUAAUGUAAUAUUGUUUGAAUAUCCGGCUAAUAUGAGAACUGGUAGGUUAUGUUGAACAAUAUUUAA